CAGCCUUCAUUCUCCAGCCCAGGUCCACCCACUCCCCAGUUCGAUGCUUCUUCUCAUCAUUCUUCUCUUCUUUUCCCUGUCCAUCUCAUAGCAUGUCUGUGGGCCACAAUGGACAGCUAUCAUGAUCUCCCUGAAGUACCUCGGUCGGAGCCUGUUUUCCCUCCCUCAUCACAGGAGAUUCCUUCCUCCCCACCCUCAAUAGCCUCCGAUGUUGGAUUCCGUCGCAAGCCCAGAAAGCCUCCUCCUGUCACUCCACGCUCAUUCAAGAGGUUCUUCACUCCUCGGUCUAUGCUGAAUAGCGGCAACAAUACCAACAAUGCGAACUCAGUCAGGACUAACCGUCAGGCCCUGAAGACACUUAGCUCCCCUGCGGUCAAUCGGCUGGGUCCGGCCUUUACCAAGACAUUGAAGGCCAUUGAAAACAGAUCCGUUUCUCCCGAAUUAGUACGGACUCCCAGCAAGAGACGGAAGCUCUCCUUUUCAUCUAUUGGCUCGUCUCUUCAAUCAUCGCCCCUCAAAGAAGUCCAUGUUCGGGGGUCAAUCAAAUACGAUCAAGAGCUAGCCGCCCCGGUCCGGAAGAUCGCGUUGAAUGUGAGCAGCAUACCGGAGCAUGAGCCCAAGCUUGACACGUUCACCUCCAAGCCUCCUCGCCAUGUCUCACCAGUCCGUCGGUCACGGGCUCUACAAACAUCGGGCGCGCUACACAUGCGCAGUGUAUUGGGGAAUCGCGCAAAUCGAGUUACCGUGCGAGCGAACUCCGGAGCUAGCUGGCAGGAAUUGACCUCGAACUUCUACUCCCGCCCGGAUGAUAGUCACAAUUGUGCUAGUGUCGCUGGUGAUCGCUAUGUUCUUCCGUUCUGUGCGGCGUCCUGCAACACCAAUAGUCUUGUUGCUGUGGGCGACGAGGAAGGUGGCAUCAGAUUACUGGAUUCUGCUAAAGACGACAAGAACGGAUUCUCGCAAGCAUACCUUACCUUCCGUCCCCACAUGAACUCGAUCAUGGACCUAGAAUUUUCGUCCGAUGAUCUACUGCUCGCAACAGCUUCCGGGGACCAGACUGCGCUAGUCGUCGACAUGACUACACAAACACCGAUAUAUUGUCUUUCGAACCACGUCUCCUCCGUCAAGCGAGUUCAAUUCCAACCGGCGGCCAACAACAAAGUCCUAGCAACUUGUAGUCGAGACGGCAAUGUGAACAUCUGGGAUCUUCGAUGCAAAGGCUUCGAUAAGCCGUGCUUGCAAGUACAGUGUUCCCUUGAAUCUGAGUCCGAACCCACUACUUCGCCUAUCUCAUCCAAAACGACGUUCCCUCAAGUCAUGAACACCAUCCAUGGCGCGCAUGCUUGGAUGCCACAAACUGCCGCAAUGUCGGGAGCAGAACCGCAAACCCGCCGCUCCGAUAUUACUGUGACUUCGCUGGCCUUCCUUCCUCCUGGGCGCGAAAACUUGUUUGUCACCGCUUCCGAAGCCAAUGCCUGCGUACGAUUAUGGGACAUUCGCACGACACAUCACAACCGUCGUAACCGGCCAGUCCUCCCUCUCUCUACUACUCGGGAGCCUGAAAGCCACGCCAAAUACCGACGCUUUGGCCUGACGUCGAUCACACUCGGCGGAGACGGCUCCCGACUUUAUACACUAUGCCGCGACGGCACCGUUUAUACAUACUCCACCUCUCACCUAGUGCUCGGCAAUGCGCCCGAGCUUUCCCUCAACAAUGAUCGCCCACGCCGCUCAGGUGGCUCCGACAAAGAAGGCCUCGGCCCGCUUUAUGGCUUCCGCCACUCCCGUCUUCAGGUCUCUUCCUUUUACGUGAAAAUCGGAGUGCGUAAAGCCGCCGGUGACAAACCCGAAAUGCUAGCCGUCGGAAGCAGUGACCGCUGCGCGGUCCUUUUCCCCACCGACGAGAGAUUCCUCUCAACCUCAUCCGCCAGUUCUACCGCCGCAGAGACCGACUCACUGCCCGACACCCCAUUCUCUACUCGCUCCGGGCGUCUUCGCCGUACGAACUCAGGGGUCGGUCUAUCCGGCCGAUUGGAAGACACCAUCCCGAUCUACCAAUCCGGCACCCCUCUCAUCGAGGGCCACGCCAAAGAAGUCUCUGCUGUAUCUUGGACGGCUGAUGGCGAACUUGUCACCGUCAGCGAUGACUACAGCGCCCGAUGCUGGCGCGAGGGCUCCGAAGCUCGGGACCUACGCGCAAGCGGGGAGACGGAGGGCAAACGAUGGCGCUGCGGCUGGGCGCAAACGACCGACUCGUAUGAUGACGAAGAUGAAUGAUUUUCUUUGGUCUGCUUUCUCUUUUCCGGCGCUUUUUACCCCAUGUUUUAUCCUCAUAAUUCUCGGUGUCAGCAUCCUGUGGCGUUUGUGUCCCGUUUCUAUAUCAAUGUUUGUGCUUUAGCGGGUGUUUUGUGUUAUUUUCGUCUGUUUAGUCCUGUACGCAGAGAACUGGUUGUGAUGGUGUUAUUCUAUUUAGGUGGGUUGCUGCAAAGCAGAGAACAAGAGUUGUGUCUAGUUACUUGAGAGGUAGAACUGAAUCUGCCACAAAUAGUGAGGUG
Molecule: messenger RNA, 2555 nt
Organism: Aspergillus saccharolyticus JOP 1030-1
Lineage: Eukaryota; Fungi; Ascomycota; Eurotiomycetes; Eurotiales; Aspergillaceae
Product: WD40 repeat domain-containing protein
Exons: 3
Coding region: 109-2277 (722 amino acids)
Biological process (GO): proteasome-mediated ubiquitin-dependent protein catabolic process
Cellular component (GO): nucleus
Molecular function (GO): protein-macromolecule adaptor activity; protein binding
Source: RefSeq, a predicted model, not a curated record